Molecule: messenger RNA, 1670 nt
Organism: Rhizopus microsporus ATCC 52813
Lineage: Eukaryota; Fungi; Mucoromycota; Mucoromycetes; Mucorales; Rhizopodaceae
Product: Xanthine/uracil permease
Exons: 8
Coding region: 162-1613 (483 amino acids)
Biological process (GO): transmembrane transport; xanthine transport
Cellular component (GO): membrane
Molecular function (GO): xanthine transmembrane transporter activity
Source: RefSeq, a predicted model, not a curated record
AAACGCUCUGAGUUUAAUUUAGAGCAGAAUGAUUUCCAUAUCGAGUAGUCAGAGAGUACUCAGUCAUUGGUUGGAAAGGCUAAUUCAGAUCUGAAAGAUUUUUUAUACGAGUAUUUCUAUUUUUUGUUGCUUUUCUUUUUUUCGGAUGAUAUCCAUUAAACAUGGAAAAGUACAAUGCAGAACUCCCGCCCCAUGAUUUAAUGGAUAACUUGAAUGGAGAAUCAACUAGUUUAGCUACAUCACACAAAUUUUUCUCAAAGCAUACCCUUUUGAACUACUUUCCAAAGUACAAGUUAAAGAAAUCAGGUGUCAUUUAUAUUGAUGAAAGACCUCCUGUUAUUCAAUGCUUCUUUAUGGGCAUCCAACAUGUACUCGCCAUGUUUGGCUCGACUGUCAUUGCGCCCCUUAUGAUGGGUUUAGAUACAAAUACUGCACUCUUCUUUUCCGGCAUCGGAACCAUUAUCUUUUAUGUUAUCACAGGAGGAAGAGUUCCUUCUUAUGUCGGUUCUUCAUUUGGCUUUAUCGGUGUUGUCAUCUCUGCCACAGGUUACAAUUAUUCACCGACCUCAGGACCAAAUGAUCGUACAGACGUCGCUGCAGGAGGAAUCCUUAUCUGUGGUCUUGUUUACGGCGCGAUUGGUCUUAUUGUAUUAUUGGUUGGAUAUGAUUGGAUUGAAGUGAUCAUGCCACCAGUUGUGACAGGUUCAGUUGUAAUGACGAUCGGUAUUCACUUGUCUACCUCUGCUUUCCAAAACGCUACACAGACUUCAUUUGAUGGCUGGAUGGCUUUUACGACUAUUAUGCUUAUAUCGCUCAUCAGCAUUUACGCGCCCGGUAUGCUCAAGCGUAUUCCUAUUCUGAUAGGUAUGGUAAUUGCCUAUCUUAUCAAUUUUGGUGUAGGCUGGUCAGGUGCAGGUCCUGCAAUUGAUUACACACAGGUGUAUGAGGCCUCUUGGUUUGCCGCUCCCAAGUUUGUGAAACCCAAAUUUGAGGGACAAGCCAUCAGUAUUAUUGUUCCUGUCUGUGUCGUCUUGCUCGCUGAGAACUUGGGCCAUUUGAAGGCAGUAGGUGCCAUGGCCGAGAAACCCUUGGACAAGUACUUGGGUCGUGCCAUUCUGGGAGAUGCCAUAGCAACGGUUGUAUCCGCUGCUGGUGGUGGACCCGGUACUACGACGUAUUCUGAAAAUAUUGGUGUCAUGGCUGUUACACAAAUCUUCUCCACCUUGAUCUUUUUAAUUGCCGCUGUCAUCGCUAUCCUCUUGGGAUUCAUCCAAAAGUUUGGUGCAGCAAUUCACACUAUACCUGAAGGUGUCUUUGGUGGGUUAUCUAUUAUUCUCUUUGGAUUGAUUACCGUAUCUGGUGCAAGAAUUUGGGUAGAAAAUGAAGUAGACUUUAAGGAUUCAAGGAAUAUGUUGGUUGCUGGUAUUCCAGUUGUAAUAGGUGCAGCCAUGCAAACAACAUUACAAUGGGGUAACUUUCAGCUAGAUGGCAUUGGCCUGCCUACGUAUACUGCUAUUCUUUUAUACCAAAUUCUUCGUGGAUGGGGUAAUUUGAAAAAUAUUCUGAAACGAUCAAAGAGCAUGUUCAAAAAGAAAAAAGAAUUAUCUGUUUAAGGGGCCCUUUUUAUUCACAAUACUGCAGCUUAUAUACAUAUUUUUUCUCUCUCUUUC